This is a messenger RNA of Hemiscyllium ocellatum (epaulette shark), 2919 nucleotides long. Its product is annotated as collagen alpha-1(IX) chain-like. The transcript has 34 exons. The annotation marks the transcript as partial. The record is from RefSeq and is a predicted model, not a curated record. Lineage: Eukaryota; Metazoa; Chordata; Chondrichthyes; Orectolobiformes; Hemiscylliidae.
CAAAAGGUGUACCACCAGAGCCACAUCCAUAGAAGCAUCUACCUCUCUUUACCAACGUUCUUUUGGUCUCCAGUAUUGUGUUACAGACUCAACUACAAUGGUCUGGAUGAUAACACUGUAUGUCCUAAUAUUAGGAUUGGACAAGAUGAUUUGCCAGGAUUUGAUCUCAUUACUCAAUUCCAGUUGGAUACCAUUCCCCUACGGGGUGUAAAAAGAGUGGAAGGUUCAACGCCACUUCAGAUUGCCUUCAGACUUGACAGAGAGGCCAAUUUUGAAAUCCCAACAAGAAUAAUCUACCCACGAGGGCUGCCCGAAGAGUAUUCCUUUGUCACCACCUUCCGGAUGGUAAAAAACACAGUUCAUAAAGUGUGGAACUUGUGGCAGAUUGUGGAUGAAAAUGGCUACAAGCAAGUAGGCCUGAGGCUGAAUGGCAACACCCAGUCCUUGGAGUUCUAUUUAGUCGGCUUGGACAGCAAUCUGCAGUCAGUCAUUUUCCGAGGGGUUUCCCAGAUCUUUGAUACUGACUGGCAUAAGAUCCUGGUGGGUGUGGAGAGGGACACUGUCAGCCUAUUCGUGGACUGUCAUCGUGUAGCCUCUCAGCCUAUUAAGCCAAAAGGUAACGUCAAUGUAGAAGGGAAUACUCUGAUAGGCCGUCUGGAUGCAAACCACAAAGUGUCUGUGGUGUUUGAGCUGCAGUGGAUGCUGAUUCACUGUGAUCCACAACGUGCACAUCGAGAGGCCUGCACAGAGUUAUCUAUACAGCAGAGAAUUAUCCCUAAUUCCGAGCCUGAUUUUGUAUUCAGGGGUCCAAGACCUGACUUUGGAAAGGAAAGUCUACCAGGAUUACCAGGUCCACCAGGAUUACCAGGUCCACCAGGAUUACCGGGUCCACCAGGAGUACCAGGAUCUUCAGGAUCUCCAGGGAUUGCAGGCCCACCUGGGCGGGAUGGAAAAACUGGACUUGAUGGUGUAGUAGGUCCUCCUGGUAAACCAGGCCUUCCUGGUCAGAAAGGUGAGCGGGGUGAUGUCGGAUUCACAGGACAACCAGGAAAGCCAGGCCUUCCUGGAAUAAAUGGAAGACCAGGACCAAUUGGACCAAUGGGCCCCGAAGGUCGCGUGGGCCCUCCCGGCAUGCCUGGUCCAGAAGGUCCACCAGGACCUGCAAAAAUUGGAAUUCCGGGACCACCUGGUGAGAUUGGACUGACUGGAGAACCUGGCCUUCCAGGAAAGCCUGGUGACCCUGGACCAAAAGGAGCAUCAGGCACACCUGGACCUCCAGGUCCACAGGGCCCACCUGGUACACCAGGGACAGAUGGAAGUGGGGAUGUUGUGGGCCACAAAGGUCAAAAAGGUGCAUCUGGAGAGGCUGGGAAAGAGGGUCCAAAGGGAAAUCGUGGUUUUCCUGGGCAACAAGGCAUUGGAGGUGCUCCUGGACCUGAGGGUUCCCGAGGACCAAGAGGUUUUCCGGGUGCAUCUGGGGAAAAAGGAAGCAAAGGAGUUCCAGGAUUUAAUGGCCUGCCAGGGCCUCCAGGACCACAAGGGCCUACUGGGCCAGAGGGACCAAGAGGUGCAAAUGGAGAACCAGGCAUCAAAGGUGCAAAAGGUCCAGAGGGACCUCGAGGACCAUAUGGUACUUCUGGACCUAAAGGUGAACGUGGUACAACUGGGCAUCCUGGACGGGAUGGGAAUCCUGGACCAGAAGGUCAAAAGGGUGAUGUAGGUAUGAUGGGAGAAAUGGGACCUCCUGGAAUCCCGGGAGAACCUGGUGAUCCAGGAACCCAAGGACAAAGGGGACCACAAGGACACCAAGGCCUUCCUGGCAGCAGUGGAGAACAAGGACCCAUUGGACCCCCUGGUUUGCCAGGCCCUCCUGUAAUUGUUCAAGAUCCAACCUACAACAGUGAUGUUGUCAGCAAACCUGUAGAGGGAGUGGUGGCGGAAUUUGGCUACACCUAUGUCUCGGAUUUGAGAGAUGACUUAGUUUUGAAUUAUGAUGUUGAAGGUGGAGCUAACUGCACGGAGCAUUCGUCUGAUACUCCUACUGCUGAUCUCACACACCAGAGCAUGACUCCACAGAGAUUUUCAUCCUUUGGUCUGCAUUCGUUUAGUAUCGUAAAAUGUGACAGCCUGACCCAACAAUUUGUAACAGAGAUUGCAAGGAAUGAAAAGAAAGGGUCAAAGGGUGACUGUGGUCGCCCUGGACUCCAGGGUCCUCUUGGUUUUCCUGGAGGAAGAGGAGACAAGCCUGGAGUGCCUGGUGAAACUGGUCCUGUUGGUGCUCAAGGGCCUCGUGGUCGUCCUGGAUUUCAGGGACCUUCAGGUGCAGUUGGUGCUCGAGGACUGGAAGGAGAACGAGGGGCUCCCGGGCUUCCUGGGUCUCCAGGUAAAGAUGGCAAAGAGGCAAGUGUCCAUCGAAUCAGGGAGGUGUGCAUGAACGUGAUUCAAGAGCAAAUAUCAGAACUGGCUGCCAGCCUAAGACAACCCAUAACGUCUGGGAAACCAGGUCGACCUGGACCACCAGGACCGCCAGGACCAGUUGGCCCUCCAGGAUCUGCAGGACACCCAGGUGCAAUUGGCCCACAAGGUGUCAAAGGUCACCAAGGUUACCCUGGUGAACCAGGAACCAAAGGUGUACCAGGUGAAAAGGGUGAGAAGGGAGAAGAAGGAAUAGGAUUACGUGGACCACCGGGACCUCAAGGAAUGCCUGGUGUUGCUGGCUUGCCUGGAAUUGGAAAGGAUGGGCGUGAUGGUGCCCGUGGUGAUCAUGGCCUGCCUGGUGAACCAGGACCUCCUGGCAUACCUGGGCUCAGAGGCUUUCCUGGUAUCUGUGAUGCUUCUGCCUGCGUUAGUCCACCUCACCUCUUCAUGGGAAUGGGCAAUGGCAAGAAAUCCAUAAAUGUGAAAGGUCCAUCAAAAUAA